CAUACUCUCUUCCCUAUCAGAAGGAAGAAUCGUGGUGAUUAGAGCUGCUCUGAAUUAACUCUGCCUCUUGAAGGUGAACUCUCAAACGUUUCUGUUUUUUUCAUGUAGUGCAGGUGGUGGCUGCGGGUGGAGCCCAGCUUGAACGCCCAGCAUGGAUGACUACAGGGUCCUAACAGCGAUCGGCGAGGGCUCCUUUGGCAGAGUUCUUUUGGUUCGGCAGGAAAGCAGCAAUCAGAUGUUUGCCAUGAAAGAAAUAAGGCUUCCCAAGUCUUUCUCUGAUACACAGAAUUCUAGGAAGGAGGCUGUUCUGUUAGCCAAAAUGAAACACCCCAAUGUUGUUGCCUUUAAAGAAUCUUUUGAAGCUGAAGGACAUCUGUACAUUGUGAUGGAAUAUUGUGAUGGAGGGGAUCUAAUGCAAAAGAUUAAACAGCAGAAAGGAAAGUUAUUUCCUGAAGAUAUGAUAUUUAAUUGGUUCACACAAAUGUGCCUUGGAGUAAACCAUAUUCACAAGAAGCGUGUGCUGCACCGAGAUAUCAAGUCCAAAAAUGUCUUCCUCACUCAAAAUGGAAAAGUGAAAUUGGGAGAUUUUGGAUCUGCCCGUCUCCUCUCCAAUCCCAUGGCAUUUGCUUGUACAUAUGUGGGAACACCUUAUUAUGUACCUCCAGAAAUUUGGGAAAAUCUGCCUUAUAAUAAUAAAAGUGACAUCUGGUCCUUGGGAUGCAUUCUGUAUGAGCUCUGUACCCUUAAGCAUCCAUUUCAGGGAAAUAGUUGGAAAAAUCUUAUCCUCAAAAUAUGUCAAGGGUCCAUCCGUCCACUGCCAUCUCACUACUCCUAUGAGCUUCAGUAUCUCGUCAAGCAGAUGUUUAAAAGGAAUCCCUCCCAGCGCCCCUCAGCUACUACGCUGCUCUCCAGACGCAGUUUAGCUCGGCUUGUCCACAAGUGCUUACCCACUGAGAUCAUCACAGAGUAUGGAGAACAGGUAUUAGAUGAAACCAAAAUAUGUGAGCAUAAUACAUCAAGAAAAAAGGACCCCAGCAGAAUCAGGAUGGCUUUGGGAAAUGAAGCAAACAUGAUGGAGGAAGAACAAGGUACCAAGUAUAGCCAUACUGAUUUAGAAAGCACUAAUACAAAUUCAGCUGAAAGUACAUUGAGGAGAGUAACCAGAGGGAAAAAAGAAUCAGGAACUCAGUCAGACCAUCUGAGGAAAGCCAGUUCACCAAGUCCCCAGAGGCGACAGUGGGAGAAAAAUAUGCCCAAUAUAGCUCUUCAAGCUUUGGAAAAUGCUUCCAUACUUACCUCCAGUUUAACGGCAGUGGAUGAUACAGGUGGUUCUGUAAUAAAGUAUGGUGGAAAUAAUGCCCGUAAACAGUGGCUCAGAGAGCCACCUGACACCCUGUUGAACAUUCUUAAGGAUGCUGAUCUCAGCCUGGCAUUUCAGACAUACACAAUCUAUAGAGCAG
Molecule: messenger RNA, 1460 nt
Organism: Castor canadensis (American beaver)
Lineage: Eukaryota; Metazoa; Chordata; Mammalia; Rodentia; Castoridae
Source: RefSeq, a predicted model, not a curated record